Racocetra persica is the source of this 177-nucleotide messenger RNA. NCBI's taxonomy places the organism in Eukaryota, Fungi, Glomeromycota, Glomeromycetes, Diversisporales, Gigasporaceae. The record is from the annotation of a GenBank genome assembly.
UAUGCUGUAAAGAAAACCGACAAAUAUACUACCUACUUAAGCCUCCGCAUAGUGUAUUGGGAUGCCAAUAUAAUUCUAAGAACCUACCAUUACAAAGACAUGAAAAUUACUUGCAAGAUAUUGUUACUAUAGAGUAUUUAAAUAGAUUAUUACGUAAACGCAAAGUUCAGGAAAGAG